Messenger RNA from Trematomus bernacchii (emerald rockcod), 760 nucleotides. RefSeq names its product shadow of prion protein 2 (gene sprn2). Bases 241 to 693 code for a protein of 150 amino acids. The transcript has 2 exons. NCBI's taxonomy places the organism in Eukaryota, Metazoa, Chordata, Actinopteri, Perciformes, Nototheniidae. The record is from RefSeq and is a predicted model, not a curated record.
CCUGUGUGACUUAAGAUUUCAAUGAUCUCCUUCCAGGUGCAUUGGCAUGAUACAUGGAGUUGCAUAUCCACUUUGGUACAACACUAUCUUCUGCAAUGUUUAUCUGAGACCGUAAAAACCUAUUGAUCAUGGAAAGGAGAGAAAUAUGCAUCACACACACAUAAUGCCCAGCUGAGCCCAGUGUUGACAGAGCAUGUGGAUGGUUCUGGAUGUCUGUUGUGUUAGUGCUGAUCUUCAGUAAUGAUUGGCCAGCAGAAGCUUCUCUCGCUGUGGGUUUUGCUGUUGCUCACUGCAGCUCUGUGCCCAGGUGUGAACAGUAAGCGUGGCUUUAAAGGUCGUGGAAAAGGUGAUGAUGAUGAUGAUAAAGCGCCUUCCUCUCCAAGCAAAAGCCUCUCCAAGAAGGGCCUGAAGUGGGCAGGAGCAGCAGCAGCAGCCGGGAUGCUGGGAGGCACCGGCACCGGACUGGGGUUCUUUGGUAAAGGAAAACACGGAUCUGGGAAACAUCAUGGCCACAAGACGUCCUCUUCCGAGCAUGAUCAGCGGCCUCAUCACAACGAAAACCAGAGAUUUCACAACCAUUCCCUCUGGAGAGCCUUUGUUAAGUCAGCUGCCCCCGCUUCUACCACUAACAUCUGCAUCACACUUGGGAAUGUGUUGUCCUUCCUGAUAGUAGCCUGGAUCAGGGACUUUUGAGCAACGUCUGAUCACAGGAAAAGCAUUCAGUCAUUAAACCAAAUGAAAUAAAAGCUAUUUUAAACAA